Perkinsus marinus ATCC 50983 is the source of this 1395-nucleotide messenger RNA. Its product is annotated as Glutathione synthetase, putative. Gene Ontology annotation, molecular function: ATP binding; glutathione synthase activity; glutathione binding. Gene Ontology annotation, biological process: glutathione biosynthetic process. Lineage: Eukaryota; Perkinsozoa; Perkinsida; Perkinsidae. The coding region runs from base 1 to 1395 and encodes 464 amino acids. The record is from RefSeq and is a predicted model, not a curated record. Gene Ontology annotation, cellular component: cytosol. The transcript has 17 exons.
AUGCAGAAGUUCUACUAUCGAAGUUUGGGAAUCUCAGUCCUUCCCGAGAGCAAGUCGAGGCCUUUGAAAAGCCAAGUGCUGCCGGUUGCCCUUCUACCCAAACCCUUCCCUAGAAAACAGUUUGAGGAGGUAUGGCAAUUGAGUGCUGUUAUCGAUAAGCUUAUAGACGGGCUUACUGUGCAUCCAGAGUGGUUGGUGGAGGAGCUGGAAGGUGUUAUUCAAGCUGAUGACUUCACCAGAAGGCUGGUGGACAUCUGCCGGGAGGUCUACAUUGAUGGUGACAGGGAUCAUUCUAAAGACAUACGAAUGUAUUUACUACGACAAGAUUAUCUCCCGACUAGAAUUGGCAAUAGGUUGCUACAAGUUGAAGUUAAUACUGUUGCGGCGGCUUUCGCUGGCAUCGUAUCGCGAGUUUCGUGUUUGCAUCGUAUGACGGCGAUGGCUGCCUUGGAUGGUGUGGCUCAGUUCACCCUGCCUGAUAACAAAGGAGGAAACUCGUACUGUCGUGAUGUUCAUGACGUUUGCAUGGUGGUGGAAGAUGGAGAGGAUAAUGAAUGCGAUCAGAGAUUCUUAGAGGCGGCGUUAUUGGUGAACCACAACAUUGCAGUUCACCGUAGGUCUUUGAAGCAGUUGGCACAAGAGGUUGAUGUAGAUGAAAAAACUAAAGUAGUGAGGAUAUGUAAUGUCAUUGAGCCGAACCGAGCGGUUGAAAUAUCCGUUUUUUAUUACAGGGCGGGUUAUGGUCCUGAUCAUUACGUUGAUGAGUCCUGUUGGGAAGUCCGAAGACGUCUGGAAGGGAGUAGGGCCGUACAGUGCCCGUCUAUUCCACAACAGCUAGCUGGUACUAAAAAGGUGCAGCAGCUUUGGUAUAGCGAUCCAAGUGUAAUGGGACGAUUCGGAUUAACACAGGAAGAAGCUGAUAGAAUGCGGGAGCACUUUGCGGUACAAGUGGACCCUUCGGAAGCUGAGGAGACUGUCGCUGAGGCUUUAAAGGAGCCGUCAGGUUGGGUUUUGAAGCCUCAACGUGAAGGUGGCGGUCAUAAUAUGUACGGCGAUGAGCUUGUUGAUGCUCUCAAAACGACUCCUAGAGAGGAGUUGAAACAGUUUGUAUUGAUGGAGCGUAUGGUACCGUCACCACUCCCAUGCCUUGCUAUCGAUACCCCAGCUAGUCGAGAGGCGUUUCGAGUCAUACCAAAGAUGAUCCCGAAUGGGGUAUCGGAAUUGGGUAUUUACUCGGCUAUGGUUAUGAAGGGCAACCACAGUGUGAUGGAUAAACCUUGUGGCCAUAUGCUUAGGACUAAGGAUGAGAGUGUGAUGGAGGGCGGAGUUCACGCCGGUUAUGCUGUUAUGGACACAGCUUUGCUCACGGAUGAAGACAUAUCUAGUUUGCAGUAA